This is a messenger RNA of Pieris brassicae (large cabbage white), 1014 nucleotides long. RefSeq names its product adenylate kinase (gene Ak2). The record is from RefSeq and is a predicted model, not a curated record. Gene Ontology annotation, cellular component: mitochondrion; cytoplasm. Lineage: Eukaryota; Metazoa; Arthropoda; Insecta; Lepidoptera; Pieridae. The coding region runs from base 139 to 867 and encodes 242 amino acids. The transcript has 4 exons. Gene Ontology annotation, molecular function: AMP kinase activity; ATP binding. Gene Ontology annotation, biological process: ADP biosynthetic process.
GACUUUGACAUUAACAAAACAGGUGUGAGGUGUGCAAGCACAAGCAGCCAGCAGCAAGCUAACUUGUAGAUCACGGCAAUUAUUUAAAUUGACCACGAGAUUGACUGCAAUCAGCUUAGAUUCAAUUGAACAGAAAUUAUGGCACCGACGGCCGCUGCUGUAAGACCUAAGCCAGAUGAAGACCCUACCGGUAUUAGAGCUGUGUUACUGGGACCACCAGGAUCAGGCAAAGGAACCCAAGCUCCUUGGUUGAAAGAAAAGUAUUGCGUAUGUCAUCUGUCUACGGGAGAUAUGCUCAGAGCAGAGGUAGGCUCUGGCUCAGAGCUAGGUCGUCGCCUAAAGAAAGUAAUGGAUGAAGGAAAACUAGUAUCAGAUGAUAUGGUGGUGGACAUGAUUGAUAAAAACUUGGACAAACCUGAGUGUAAGAAUGGAUUCUUGCUGGAUGGUUUCCCCAGAAGUGUUCCACAGGCGGAAAAGCUUGAUGGCCUGCUAGCUAAGAGGAAGUCAGCAUUAGAUGCAGUAAUUGAAUUUGGAAUAGAGGACAGUUUAUUAGUGCGUAGAAUAACUGGCAGAUUGAUUCACCCAUCUAGUGGUCGGAGUUACCAUGAGGAGUUUCACCCUCCCAAAAAGUCAAUGACUGAUGACAUAACUGGGGAACCCUUAGUAAAGAGGUCUGAUGACAACGUAGAUGCUCUUAAGAAACGGUUAGCAACAUAUCAUCAACAAACAGUUCCUUUAGUAGACUACUACAUGAGGCAAGGCCUACAUCAUAGAGUGGAUGCAUCUAAGUCUGCUGAAGAUGUGUUCAGCAAAAUUGAUAACAUCUUUAAGACUCGUAUCUUCAGCAGAGCAAGAUCAUCAUUAUAAUUUUAUUAAUAAGUGAAAUGAUUUGUACAAACUUUUUACUAAUAAUAAUUCAUUUGGUGACUGUUUAAGUAUUUACUGUUUUUCAUGAUCAUAGUUAAAUCUAUUUUAGAGAUUUUUUUCUUGUACAAAUACAGUGGAUAUUGGAAA